AUGCAGUGGUGGCAGACAGUUCUCCAGCUUUCUGUGCUGGCCUCGGCCGCGCUCCCCGCCGCCGCCGCCAGCUGGGGCUUUGUUGAUGCCACCGUGUCAGUUCAGACCAAGGGCGCCGGCGUCGGCUCUGGAUUGAAGCAUGAUAUCCCCUCGAAUGGCGCCCUUUCCGACCCCGUUCCCCUCGGCAAUUCGGAUACCCUCAAGGUCGCCCUGACAGCGCAAGAAGGCAAGUCAGCCAAAAGCGCGCACCAAGUCUUUCUCCUCCUUCAAGAACCGACUUCUGGCCUAGACAUUGCGUACCCUUUCUCCGUCAAGGGUAACGGCAAGUCGCGGGUCGAAUUGACAUGGAAAGACCUUCCCUCCCAAUUCCUCUCUACCUCCAACGCUCUCGAUGCCAGUAUUCUGAUCGGAUCGUUUGGAGAGUCUCAAGCUUACAACGCGCCCGCAUUCAAGCUCUCCCUCGCCCGCGGCCCCGAUGAGCCCGUCCCGACUUUCGAAGUCUCGAGAUAUGGAAAGCUCCCUGAGAUCCAUCACAUCUUCAAGAGCGACCCUCAAAGCCCUCCUGUCGUCAUCACCCUCGCUUUCCUUGCGGCAGUGCUCGGCGCCUUCCCAAUACUAGCUGGCUUGUGGCUCUACCUCGGCGCCAAUAUCAGCCAUCUCCCGACAGCGAUCAAGUCGGCGCCUCUUCCUCACGCCGUCUUCCUUGGCUCGCUCCUCGCCAUUGAGGGCAUCUUUUUCCUGUACUAUACUUCCUGGAAUCUGUUCCAGAUCCUUCCUGCUGUCGCUGCUGCUGGAACUGUCGCGUUCAUUAGCGGAAGCCGUGCCCUUGGUGAAGUUCAGGGUAGACGCCUUGCUGGCCUCCGAUGA
Aspergillus calidoustus is the source of this 867-nucleotide messenger RNA. The record is from the annotation of a GenBank genome assembly. NCBI's taxonomy places the organism in Eukaryota, Fungi, Ascomycota, Eurotiomycetes, Eurotiales, Aspergillaceae.